GACAGGCGCACACGUUCUCUCUCUCCCUCUCUCUUUCAAACACACGCACACACACACACAUGCUCAUGCACGCAGACGGCAACUUUCCUCUAUCGGACUGAGACAGCACACACGCCGGGAUAGACACACUCCCCUUGCUACAGUGGAGAAGAGAAUAAGGAGUGACAGAUCAGGAAAAAAAAGAAAUACAGAAAAAAAGGAGGUUCCCAGGUGAAGAGGAGGAUCACGCUGUCGUUUCGUCCCAUCCAAGAUGGCAAACCUUGUGACAUCUUUGUGCUGUGUAGUUCUGGCCGCAGUGGUGGUAGCCUACGCUCAGAGACGCAGUCAGCUUGUUGCUAGGAUCCAGUACGAGCGAAUGGGCAGUGAUGUCACCAUGCAGUGCGGCUCCCUGGACAAUGACGCAUCAGUGUCAUGGAAGGUGAACGGGACGGACGUGAAGGCCCAGCACAGUCUAGAGGGCCCCAGACUGAUGCUGACCCAAGUGGCCCUGGGCCACAACGGGCUCUACAGCUGCUUUCAGAACCCACACGGAGAGAGACGUGACACCAUCAAUCUCCGCAUCGGCAUUCCCCCCCGAGAGCCCACGAUCACGUGUCGAUCCAACACCUAUCCUAAAGGCUUCUACUGCAGCUGGCACCAGAUACACCCAACGUACAUCCCCACCAACUUUGAAGUGGACGUUCAACAUAACCAGCGCUCACUGGAGGUGCAGAAAGAUCCGGUACACAAGAAUCGCUGUCAUGUACGUUUUCCUGAGGUCUUCUCCAGUUUCCCCUACAAAGUGAACGUGACAGCAGUCAACGCCUUGGGGAAAGCCUCUAUGACCAUCUCUUUUGAAGAGUCCAGUAUAGUCAAACCAGACCCCCCGGAGCGUGUGACGGCAACCCCAAUCCGUUACAACACGCGGAGGUUGGAGGUAUCCUGGCACAGCCCCGCCACCUGGCCUGACAUCGACAACUUCCCUCUGAAAUACUUCCUUCGAUACCGGCCACUCAUCCGAGAGCAGUGGCAACAUGUGGAACUAUCUGACAGCACCUCCCACACUAUCACCGAUGCCUAUGCUGGGAAGGAAUACAUCAUCCAGGUGGCUGCCAAAGACACAGAGAUUGGAACAUGGAGUGACUGGAGUGUUGCUGUGCACGCUACACCCUGGAUUGAAGAGCCUGUGCAGAUCACUUCCACAACUGAAGUGGAGUUUCUUGCCGAGACUAAGACCUCUCCCAUCCCGUCCUCCAAUGCACCACAGAAGGCUGAACGUCCAGUGGGCAGAGCUGCCAGGGUCCUCACAUUCUUCUCCCCUUUGCUGUUAGGAAUGCUGCCGCUGUUCAUGUGAUGUAAAUGUCUUAUUCCUGAAGGGAGAGGUGGAGCAGGAGGAAGAAGAGGAAGCAGAAGAGGAGGAGGAGGAGGAGGCUGGUCUUUUUUCUAUUUUGCACAUGUUUCAAGGAUACAGUGCAUUGAUCAUUUCUGUCCAUCACACAGUUACUCACCGAGAUUACUUAGAUACCAGACGAUGAUAAUGCGAUUCAGCAUUUUUGAUUAAUGGUGACAAAGAAAGUCUUCAGAGGAACUCUUGAAAGCGGCAUCAUCAUCCUCAACAACAACAACAACAACAACAACAACAGCAGCAACAAGAGCAGCAACCAACCACAACAACAUAAACAGUCUUGUAAUACCCCCUGGUGGCUUUGACGGGCCACAGCAGACUGAUUUGUUUGGGAAUCUCCUCGUCAGAACAAGAAAAUCACCACCUCAGAUGACAAAAAGUCCCCUAAUUACUCUUUUGCUCUUAUUUUUUUUUUAAUAAUUUGUCUUAAUUUUGAGUUUCCUUUGAAACUGUACACACAAACACACACACAUAUAGAGCAUGCGUGUUUGUGUGUAUAGUCACCGUAGCCCAUACAGCUAAAUCACCAUGCCAAAGACUCAACUUCACCCCCCAACAAAACGGUUCCCAAACAGUUCAUUGAGCUUCCUGAAGCCUGUGCCUGCCUUUGUUGUGGGUUGAGAACCCCAGAAAGUUGUGUGCGCGCACAACGCCUGAUCGAUACAGACUCAAAUGGUAUACGAAUCAAACUUUGGACGAAUCCGAGGAACCCUGCAGCUCCUGUUUGUGUAAACCUUUCAUUUUAACAAAGAAGCCACAAAAAAAAAAUACUCAAUCAGACUCUGAAUCUGUGCGCCUCCAACGACCCAAUCAAACUGACGGAGCAAGUCGUUUUUGAUGUUUCGAUACGAGGACUAACACUUUGAAGAAUUCAGUAAUGGUAGUCUGGCUUAUUUAGACAAUUAGCUUUACAUUCUGCUUUCAGAGACUGGCAAGGAGGACUUGGAUUGUAAAAAAAAAAAUAAAAAAAAUAAAAGUGGAUUUGAGACUGAACUAUUCUUUGCCCACCAGUUUGUUUUGGUUCGACUUUGUAUUGACGAAGACAAAGUUGGUUAUUGAAGCAUAUCGAUACGAGCUAUGUUGGUUUUCCAUUCUGCUCUGUGCUGUAAAAUACAAUAACACAAAACAGUUUGCUUUCCAAAUUCUGACGCCUUUACAAACAUAAGAUAAAUGUCUUUUUGCAGUUUACAUUUCAAUAGCCAAUAUCACCAGUUAAUAUUAUGUUAUUCAAAGGAAUAUUGAUGUGUUUUAUUGUAUUUUUUUUCUUUUUUUUUGAUUUUAUGGACAAAUAGGCUAAUAAAAACACACAUAUAGGGUUUUAGUUUUUUUUUCAGACAUUCAUAAUGGCUUAAUUCUCCUUGAUCCUAUUUUGUACACUAUGAUAUGUAACUUUAACAUUGAACAAAAAGUUUAUUAUUUAAUAAUAAUAAUAAUAAUAAUGUAUGUAUUAGCAGUAGAAUGUCGUAACCUGUACCUGGGGUCUUUUUUAUAGAUGUAUAUACAAUGACAGGUUUCAACCAUUAAAUGUGACCAUUUCACAAUGAAUGAUGACA
Molecule: messenger RNA, 2937 nt
Organism: Thunnus maccoyii (southern bluefin tuna)
Lineage: Eukaryota; Metazoa; Chordata; Actinopteri; Scombriformes; Scombridae
Gene: cntfr
Product: ciliary neurotrophic factor receptor
Exons: 11
Coding region: 251-1333 (360 amino acids)
Biological process (GO): cytokine-mediated signaling pathway
Cellular component (GO): signaling receptor complex; external side of plasma membrane; membrane
Molecular function (GO): cytokine binding; cytokine receptor activity
Source: RefSeq, a predicted model, not a curated record